This is a messenger RNA of Botrytis sinoallii, 1650 nucleotides long. RefSeq lists its product as uncharacterized. Bases 1 to 1650 code for a protein of 549 amino acids. The record is from RefSeq and is a predicted model, not a curated record. Gene Ontology annotation, molecular function: carbohydrate:proton symporter activity. Gene Ontology annotation, biological process: transmembrane transport; carbohydrate transport. Gene Ontology annotation, cellular component: membrane. The transcript is spliced from 2 exons. NCBI's taxonomy places the organism in Eukaryota, Fungi, Ascomycota, Leotiomycetes, Helotiales, Sclerotiniaceae.
AUGACAGCGGGAUUGGCUGGAACCACGGAUGUUGCCCGUAUUGAGGCACCCGUAACAGCAAAGGCAUACAUGAUGUGUGCUUUUGCGUCCUUCGGUGGUAUCCUCUUCGGUUAUGAUUCUGGAUAUAUCUCUGGUGUCAUGGGAAUGAACUAUUUCAUUAAUCUAUAUACUGGCAAACCAAUUCCCGGUAUUGGUGCUUCAGCUGCCGAGAAAGCUGCUUUCGUUCUUCCCGCCUCGGAUAAAUCUUUGAUCACAUCUAUUCUCUCUGCCGGUACCUUCUUUGGUGCUAUCAUGGCCGGUGACAUGGCUGAUUGGAUUGGUCGCCGAACUACUGUCAUCCUCGGAUGUAUCAUCUUCAUCAUCGGUGUCAUCUUGCAAACUGCUUCUACCGGUCUUGGUCUUCUCGUCGCUGGUCGUUUGGUCGCUGGUUUCGGUGUUGGUUUCGUCUCCGCUACCAUCAUUCUUUAUAUGUCCGAGAUUUGCCCCAAGAAGGUUCGUGGUGCUUUAGUUUCUGGUUACCAGUUCUGCGUUACCAUCGGUCUUCUCCUCGCAUCUUGUGUCGAUUAUGGUACCCAAAACCGUCUCGAUACCGGUUCCUACAGAAUUCCAAUUGGUCUUCAAAUGGCAUGGGCUCUUAUCUUAGGUGGUGGUCUCUUCUUCCUCCCUGAAUCCCCAAGAUAUUACGUCAAGAAGGGCAAGCUCGACCAGGCCGCUUCCAACCUUGCUCGUCUCAGAGGUGAACCAGAAGGAAGCGAUUACGUUCAACAAGAACUUACUGAGAUCAUCGCCAACCAUGAAUACGAAAUGUCCGUCAUUCCCCAAACCGGUUACUUUGGCUCAUGGAUGAACUGCUUCAAGGGAGGACUCAGCAACCCAGGCUCCAACCUCCGCAGAACCAUCCUCGGUACUUCCCUUCAGAUGAUGCAACAGUGGACCGGUGUUAACUUCAUCUUCUACUUCGGUACUACCUUCUUCCAAGCUCUCGGCACGAUCAAAAACCCUUUCCUUAUCGGUUUGAUCACCACCCUCGUCAACGUCUGCUCCACUCCAAUCUCUUUCUACACCGUUGAACGUUUCGGUCGUCGUACAAUCCUCAUCUGGGGUGCCCUCGGUAUGUUAAUCUGCGAGUUCAUCGUCGCUAUCAUCGGUGUUACCGCUGGUCGUUCAUCCCAACACAACACCUCUGCCGUUUCCGCCAUGAUCGCAUUCAUCUGUAUCUACAUCUCUUUCUUCGCCUCCACUUGGGGACCUGGAGCUUGGGUUGUUAUUGGUGAAGUUUUCCCUCUCCCAAUCAGAUCCCGUGGUGUUGGACUCUCCACUGCCUCCAACUGGCUCUGGAACUGUAUCAUUGCCGUCAUCACUCCUUACCUCGUCGGUACCGAAUCUGGCCAAGCAAACUUGGGUGCCAAGGUCUUCUUCCUCUGGGGUUCCCUCUGCACAUGUUGUUUGGUCUAUGCUUAUUUCCUUGUUCCCGAAACCAAGGGUCUUUCCCUCGAGCAAGUCGACCGCAUGUUGGAAGAGACUACCCCACGUAACUCCGCCAAAUGGGUUCCUCACUCUACCUAUGCCGCUGAUAUGGGCAUGACCGACAAGACUGGUGUUGAGCAUGUUCAACACGCUGAACAUGGAGCUCAAAAGCUCGAGGUUUAG